AUGUUCCUGCAGGUUCCUCAAAGGGCAGAGCCCCAGCAGCAGGAGGCUGGAGGAGUGCAGGGUGGGGCCCCAGGCUCCUGGGGCUCCUGGGGGCCUUGGUCCUCCUGCUCCCGCUCCUGUGGGGGAGGGGUUCAGGAACAGAACCGACCAUGCCUACCCUCCCACACCCCCUCCAUGGGUGCUGUUGCCUACCCCUCCAGGCCGGAUGGCCACCACCUCAACCAGAACCCAGGUCAUGUAGUGUCUGCCCUAAGACCCACUGUCCCGCUGCACCGCAACAACCCUGGGAAACCCACACCCUCCAACAGCAACACCAGCUUGGCCAGCCGAGGGGAGCUGAGGGACCAGCGGAGAGACAGAGAGGCCAAUGCUGGACGCAGGAGAGGCAGUGACAGUCCCAUCAUUCCAGGGAAGUAUGGCUAUGGGAGGAGGCCUUACGUUGUGUCUCUCCAGACAGACACAGGCCAGACGUCUGGGAUAGAGACAGGGGCUGGUCGCUCCCACAGACAGAGACGCUCCUCGCUCUCUGACCCCAGCCCGUCAGCCACCAGGCACAGAGGCCACAGGCCAAACCCCUACCGUCCACCCUACAACAACCCCCAUCUCCACAGCUACAGCCCAGUCCAUCACCAGCCCCCAGCCCCCCAACCCAGGUCUAACCCUAACCCAGCCUCCCCUCCCAGGGCUAACUCUAACCCUAACCCAGCCUCCCAGCCCAGGGCUAACCCUAACUCUAACUCUAACCCUAACCCAGCCUCCCCUCCCAGGGCUAACCCAGCCUCCCAGCCCAGGGCUAACCCUAACUCUAACUCUAACUCUAACCCUAACCCAGCCUCCCCUCCCAGGGCUAACCAUAUAUCUAACUCUAACCCUAACCCAGCCUCCCAGCCCAGGUCUAACCCUAACCCAGCCUCCCCUCCCAGGGCUAACCAUAAUCCAGCCUCCCAGCCCAGGGCUAACCCUAACUCUAACCCGAAACCAGCCUCCCAGCCCAGGGCUAACCCUAACUCUAACUCUAACGCUAACCCAGCCUCCCCUCCCAGGGCUAACCAUAACUCUAACUUUAACCCUAACCCAGCCUCCCAGCCCAGGUCUAACCCUAACCCAGCCUCCCCUCCCAGGGCUAACCAUAAUCCAGCCUCCCAGCCCAGGGCUAACCCUAACUCUAACCCUAACCCAGCACCCCAGCACAGGUCUAGCCCUAAUACAGCCCCCCAGCCCAGGUCUAACCCACCCUGGUCCUCCUCACUCUACCAGUCCAGCCAGAGGCACCAACCUAGGCAGGAGCAGCAGCACUCAUCCAGCCAGGCCUCAGCAGCUCAGCAACCCUUUGGACGGCCCUACAACCCCAUGCCCACCUCCUCCUGUGUGGGAGAGCACAACCAGUACAAGAUUUGCAACAACAACGCCUGUCCUCCAGCCAGUAGACACAUCAGAGCGGUGCAGUGUUCUUCCUACAACAGCUAUCCCUUCAUGGGUCGACUGUACGAGUGGGAGCCUUUCAAUGAAGUUUCAGGCGACCAGCGUUGUGAGCUCAACUGUCGUGCGAUCGGUUUCCGCUUCUACGUGCGUCAGUCGGAUAGGGUCAUCGAUGGGACGCCGUGCGGCCAGAACGAGACUUUCAUCUGUGUGGCGGGGAGGUGUCAGAGUCUUGGCUGUGAUGAGUACCUGGGCUCAGGCAAGGUGAUGGACAAGUGUGGGGUGUGUGGCGGGGACAACACGGCCUGUAAGCUGGUGUCAGGGCUCUUCCAGCAGAACAGCCUGAACAAGGUGGGCUACCACAAGAUAGUGGAGAUCCCAGAGGGAGCCACCAAGAUCAACGUCACCGAGACGGUGAAGAGCAGGAAUUACCUGGCUCUGAAAAGCCGCUCAGGUCGCUCCAUCAUCAAUGGGAACUGGGCCAUUGACCGGCCAGGGAAGUAUGAGGGGGUGGGCACCAUGUUCACCUACCGACGACCCAAUGAGGUCACCAGCACCGCCGGGGAGUCCUUCCUGGCUGAGGGGCCAACCAAUGAGAUCCUGGAUGUUUAUGUGAUCUACCAGCAGCCCAACCCAGGAGUGAGCUAUGAAUUCAUCCUUCCCUCUGACAACCCUCCACAGCACCCCGACCACAGACCUGGAGGGAACACUCUGUAUGGGCAAAGUGGGAAUGAUCACCGGGGCAACCCCAACCAGGAUGGGUACGAUCCAGCAGGAGGGGGCAAGUACCCUCCCCAGGUACCCAACAAGCAGGUGCCAGCAGUCCAGCCACCCAGACGUCAGAGAGAAUACAACUGGAAACUGUCUGGGGCAACAGAGUGUAGCGCCUCCUGUGGCAGAGGUAGCAGGUACACCAUCUUCCGCUGUGUCCACAGACUGAGCCAUGAGCAGGUACCAGAGAACCAGUGUGACAGCAGCACCAGGCCCAGUUCACAGGAGGAGCCCUGCAACCUUCAGUCCUGCCCUGCCUUCUGGGACAUUGGUGAGUGGUCGGAGUGCAGUAAGACAUGUGGCCUGGGUAUGCAGCACCGCCAGGUCUUGUGCAGGCAGGUGUAUGCCAAUCGGACCCUCAACGUCCACACCAGCCGCUGCCGCCACCUGGAGCAGCCUGAGACCACCAGCACCUGCCAGCUGAAAAUCUGCAGCGAGUGGCAGAUACGAACCGAGUGGAGCGCAUGCUCUGUUCCCUGUGGCGUGGGCCAGAGGACCAGGGAGGUACACUGUGUCAGCAACGUGGGAGACUUUGUGUCGGAUGAGGAGUGCAACAUGAAGCUGCGACCCAGUGACAAUGAGAACUGUGACAUGGGGCCCUGUGCUAAAAGUUGGUUCUUCACUGAGUGGGGGAAUAAGUGUUCUGCUGAGUGUGGGAUGGGUGUGCGGACCCGCGGCGUACUGUGCUUGACCAAUCACAUCAGCAGCUUGCCUCUGGAGGGCUGUGGCCAUGAGCGCCCCACGGACUCUCAGAUCUGUAAUCACGGCCCCUGUGAGAGUCGCAUCGAGUGGUUUACAGCUCCCUGGAGUCAGUGCUCAACGGAGUGUGGCUCGGGCAGCCAGCAGAGGGCAGUGGUGUGUCUGAUGAAGUCUGACGAGGGGUUCAACGUAAUGCCGCCUUACGAAUGUUCUUCUCUAGACAAGCCUCUUAAUCAGCAGAGCUGCCACCUAAAGUCCUGCGGGGCCAUGUGGUACCACACAGACUGGAGCGCUUGUUCUAAGACAUGUGAGGGGGGCUUCCGUGUGAGGGAGGUGCGCUGUCUGUCUGAUGACAUGCUUUCCAGUGAGGGCUGUGAGGAGGAGCUGAAACCAGUGGAGAGAGAGGAGUGCAACCCAGAGCCCUGCAUCCCACACAUAGGCGAGAACUGUCGAGACAAGUAUUUCAACUGCAAUGUGGUGGUCCAGGCACGUCUCUGUGUGUACGACUACUACAAGACAACCUGCUGUGCCUCCUGCACACGAGUGGCCCACAGACAAUCACAACACAGGGCAUUCAGCUAGCCCCCUCCCCAGGCCUCUAGGGGGCCUGACACAGCACCCAGAGCAGGCCCUCAGUCCCUGGGCCAAACACACUGACCCACAGUGGAAAGGACAGCCUAGAACCUGACUCUGGGUGGACACUGACUGGACACUAUAAUAUGAGUGCUGAAAAUACAGACUGAAAAACUGAAAGACUGCAAAGAAAGGAAGUGAAAGCCCAACUUGUUUUUGGCUUGUGAGGAGAUUGCCAAUGGGCAAUACGUGAAACUGAAUGGUUCGUGGAGGAUGGUUUUGAAGGACACGUUUAACAGGGCUAUGAGUGGAGGAGCUCUGGUGAGGCGAGAUGAUAGACAGAACACCAAACCGAAGAAUCUGGAACCACUUUAUGAACUGUAACCAGAAUCCCCUCCAAUAAAAGUUCCCGUCUGGGUUUAUAUUGUGUUUCGUGGGAAGCAGUUUGCCGCUGCCAUUCACCUGAAUGGAUUAAGGUCUUGAAAAAGGUCUUUGGCUGAAACGUUGACAGAAUAAACAAGGUGCAGAGGUAAUAUUGUGUGAGGGAGUUAUCUUUCUUACAACUAAGGACUGCUACCACAUCUGUGAUGAGACUCUUGACUACCAUGGCUCUCUUGGAUUACAUCAAAGGAGAGGAAGAUACUGUAUAAAAGAAGAGCAAGAUUCUGUUUGUUUUGCAUUAUGUAUAGACUGUACACAUUUUAAUAAGCUUCUUUACGCUCUAAAAUCCACAAUAUUUAUGAUCUAAUUAACUACAUGUAGUAUUAAGUUGCCCAAGCUUGCUCUUAAAUAAUCCCCAAUUACGUAUCAUGAGGGCUCUGUUCAAUACUCUCCUACACAGCAGUUUAGUUGACCAAAGAUUUCACUAUUUCACAGGAGGAUGUGUCAAACAGUAAUUGCUCAGUCCAGAUCUAUGGCUCUAUUUAAUCUGUACCGGUGAAGCGUUACAGAUGGCGCAAUAUAAAUGUUAUGGUCAUUUCUGAUUGAGCCAACAUAUGCAGUGUUUACCGUGAUGCAGUCACCCCUAAUAUGGAACAUUGCCUUUAAACUUCAAACACGCUGUAACGCUGAACUUCUGCGAUACGGAUUGAAUAGAGCCCCAAGUUAUGGUGCUAAGACAACUUAAGCUGUAAAGUGUUUUUAAGUGACAGCUCACCAGUUUUACACAGCAACCCUCUAACAAAUUAAGCUCUAAAAUGUUCAUGUGUCGUUGUAGUGUAUCAUAUAUUUUGCAUCACUGCUGUGUGUAUGUACUGUGUAUAUACAGAACCAGUCAAAAGUUUGGACACACCUACUCAUUCAAGUUUUUUUGAAAUUUGUUUUAUUUUUACUAUUUUCGACACUGUAGAAUAAUAUGGAAGACAUCAAAACUAUGAAAUAACACAAGGAAUCAUGUAGUAACCAAAAAAAGGUUAAACAAAUCAAAAUAUAUUUUAGAUUUUAGAUUCUUCAAAGUAGCCACCCUUUGCCUUGAUGACAGCUUUGCACACUCUUGGUAUUCUCUCAACCAGCUUCAUCUGGAAUGCUUUUCCAACACUCUUGAAGGAGUUCCCACAUAUGCUGAGCACUUGUUGGUUGCUUUUCCUUCACUCUGCAGUCCAACUCAUCCCAAACUAUCUCAAUUGGGUUGAUUGUGGAGGCCAGGUCAUCUGAUGCAGCACUCCAUCACUCUCCUUCUUGGUAAAAUAGCCCUUACACAGCCUGGAGGUGUGUUGGUUCAUUGUCCUGUUGUAAAAAAAAUAGUUCCACUAAGCGCAAACCAGAUGGGAUAGUGUAUCGCUGCAGAAUGCUGUGGUAACCAUGCUGGUUAAGUGUGCCUUGAAUUCAAAAUAAAUCACAGACAGUGUCACCAGCAAAGCACCCCCACACCAUCACACCUCCUCCUCCAUGCUUCACUGUGGGAACCACACAUGCGGUAAUCAUCUGUUCACCUACUCCGCGUUUCACAAUUACUCAUCAGAUCAAAGCACAGAUUUCCACCGGUCUAAUGUCCAUUGCUCGUGUUUCUUGGCCCAAGCAAGUUUCUUCUAUUGGUGUCCUUUAGUAGUGGUUUCUUUGCAGCAAUUACACCAUGAAGGCCUGAUUCACACAGUCUCCUCUGAUGUUGAGAUGUGUCUGUUACUUGAACUCUGUGAAGCAUUUAUUUGGGCUGCAAUUUCUGAGGCUGGUAACUCUAAUGAACUUAUCCUCUGCAGCAGAGGUAACACUGGGUCUUCCUUUCCUGUGGCGGUCCUCAUGAGAGUCAGUCUCGUCAUAGCGCUUGCUGGUUUUUGCGAAUGCACUUGAAGAAUCUUUCAAAGUUCUUGACAUUUUCCGGGUUGACAGACCUUCGUGUCUUAAAGUAAUGAUGGACUGUCAUUUCUAUUUCCUUAUUUGAGCUAUUCUUGCCAUAAUAUGGACUUGGUAUUUUACCAAAUAGGGCUAUCUUCUGUAUACCACCCCUACUGUACAUGUACCUUGUCACAACACAACUGAUUGGCUCAAACGCAUUAAGAAGGAAAGACAUUCCACAAGUUAACAAGGCACACCUGUUAAUUGAAAUGCAUUCAAGGUGACUACCUCAUGAAGCUGGUUGAGAGAAUGCCAAAUGUGUGCAAAUCUGUCAAGGCAACGGGUGGCUACUUUGUAGAAUCUCAAAUAUAAAAUAUAUUUUGAUUUAACACUUUUUUGGUUACUGCAUGAUUGUGUUAUUUCAUAGUUUUGAUGUCUUCAAUAUUAUUCUACAAUGUAGAAAAUAGUAAAAAUAAAGAAAAACCCUGGAAUGAGUAGGUGUGUACAAACGUUUGACUGGUACUAUAUAUAUACACUGCUCAAAAAAAUAAAGGGAACAUUUAAACAACACAAUGUAACUCCAAGUCAAUCCCACUUCUGUGAAAUCAAACUGUCCACUUAGGAAGCAACACUGAUUGACAAUACAUUUCACAUGCUGAUGUGCAAAUGGAAUAGACAAAAGGUGGAAAUUAUAGGCAACUAGCAAGACACCCCCAAUAAAGGAGUGGUUCUGCAGGUGGUGACCACAGACCACUUCUCAGUUCCUAUGCUUCCUGGCUGAUGUUUUGGUCACUUUUGAAUGCUGGCGGUGCUUUCACUCUAGUGGUAGCAUGAGUCGGAGUCUACAACCCACACAAGUGGCUCAGGUAGUGCAGCU
Molecule: messenger RNA, 6610 nt
Organism: Salvelinus fontinalis (brook trout)
Lineage: Eukaryota; Metazoa; Chordata; Actinopteri; Salmoniformes; Salmonidae
Product: thrombospondin type-1 domain-containing protein 4-like
Exons: 15
Coding region: 1-3471 (1156 amino acids)
Biological process (GO): extracellular matrix organization
Cellular component (GO): extracellular matrix
Molecular function (GO): metalloendopeptidase activity
Source: RefSeq, a predicted model, not a curated record